GUGUGGGAGAGGAUCCCAGAGUGGCAGAGCUGGACAAUUGCAGAGAUUGGACUAUAGGCGAGCCACGACCCAUGUGCGAGACUGCAAUACGGAAGGUCUGCAGUGCGCGAGGUCAAUACGAGACACCUCAUCUCAAUGACUGUCUCUAUCUUCAAAUGUGUGGUUUCACCUCUAUCGGUGGGCUGCAGGCGUACUCAGGCAUUCACUCGUUAUUCCUCAUGAGUAACCAACUUCAUCGCAUCGAAGGGCUAGAUUGUCUCUGCCGUUUAAGGAUGCUUUACCUCAACAGCAAUGGACUCACUCAUAUCGAAGGCCUUCAGCACUGCAAAAACUUGGAGUAUUUAAAUAUCAGCAACAACCGUAUUCGUACUGUGAUGAACCUCGAAGAGCUCACCAGUUUGAAGACUCUCAUCGUCGCCAACAAUCAUAUAUGCAACAUUGCAUCUGACCUCAGCCCUGGAAUUUCGCAAAUACCAUGGCUCCUGAGCCUUGAUGUAAGCUACAAUCUGUUGGAGGCAUCACCCACAGAGGGAACGGAGAACGGAACGGAGUUGAUCAGUUUUCUGCAGAGUUGUUGUCCGAAACUGAACGACUUCUAUGCAUACG
Perkinsus marinus ATCC 50983 is the source of this 606-nucleotide messenger RNA. RefSeq names its product leucine-rich-repeat protein 4.1, putative. The annotation marks the transcript as partial. The record is from RefSeq and is a predicted model, not a curated record. Gene Ontology annotation, molecular function: protein binding. The transcript is spliced from 5 exons. Lineage: Eukaryota; Perkinsozoa; Perkinsida; Perkinsidae.